Molecule: messenger RNA, 780 nt
Organism: Penicillium angulare
Lineage: Eukaryota; Fungi; Ascomycota; Eurotiomycetes; Eurotiales; Aspergillaceae
Product: GNAT family N-acetyltransferase
Exons: 1
Coding region: 1-780 (259 amino acids)
Molecular function (GO): acyltransferase activity, transferring groups other than amino-acyl groups
Source: RefSeq, a predicted model, not a curated record
AUGACAUUCAAACUUGAUACAGUGCAGCCGACUGAAUACCUAAAAAUAAUCACAGCAGAGCGGGAUGCUUUCGAAAACCCUCCUCAGAAUAUAUUCCGCCUUUACUGCCCCAUCAUAAACAAUAACAGGGCAAAGGCCAUAUCAGACACAGCAAAAGAGAUACAAGAAGCCUAUAUCGAGCAAGCCACAACUGCCAAGGCAGAGCUUACAACCGAAAAUACAUGGCUCAAAGUCGUACAGACUAGCGAGGACCUAAAGAAUAAACUUCAAGAAGAGGAAAUACUCGCUGGCGCAGAAUGGAUCUUUCAUGUGGAACUUGAAACCACAACGACAUCGCAAUCCAUGGAAGAAGAUAUCGAAUCUCUAGCAAGUCGACAUCCGGAAGGAGGCGCCCGUAUCUUUGCGGAACAGGCAUUCACCAUCCUAAAAACCGCAGAAGCAGAAGCUAGAGCCCAAUUUCCGGGGACUAAAGGCUACAUGUCUCUUGGAAGUUUGUUCACGGCACCGCAGUAUCGGAGGAAGGGCCUUGGGAAUCUACUUAUGGAAUGGGGUGUCAAGAAGGCCGAUGAGAUGGGAUUGGAUAUUUGGGUUGAGGCAGCGCCAUCAGCUGUGCCAUUUUAUGAGCGACAUGGGCUUUUGAAGGUGAAGACUGUUGAUGUUGAUUUGAUGCAUCCAGAUGAUAUUUCGGAGUGUGAGAGGCUGCAGUGGGAGAAGGCGAGGGAUUGUAUUUUGCCUGUCACUGUUGUUCUCAUGCAUCGGCUUGCUAAGAAGGAUGUUUGA